Molecule: messenger RNA, 1291 nt
Organism: Ictidomys tridecemlineatus (thirteen-lined ground squirrel)
Lineage: Eukaryota; Metazoa; Chordata; Mammalia; Rodentia; Sciuridae
Product: izumo sperm-egg fusion protein 1
Biological process (GO): heterotypic cell-cell adhesion; fusion of sperm to egg plasma membrane involved in single fertilization; sperm-egg recognition
Cellular component (GO): acrosomal membrane; plasma membrane
Molecular function (GO): protein binding involved in heterotypic cell-cell adhesion; signaling receptor binding
Source: RefSeq, a predicted model, not a curated record
GGCACCAAGCCAGAAUCCUGGUCCCAAAGGUCAAGGAAGGGAGGACGCUGAGGGCCCGAAGCCUGGUCCUGGGCUCUGAAAGCCAGAGGACCCCGGACUCUUCUUCCGGGGAUGCUGGAAUGAAGUUCUCCCGUCAGCUGCUGGUUUGGGGUCAGAGAACCCUCCUGGAAUUUUCUCUACUGAGUGCUCUGGCUUCAAUGGGGCCCUGUUUUGCGCUCCCAUUGGCUGCACUGGCCUGCUUCCUGCUUCCGGCUGGCUGCUGUGUUAUGUGUGACAAUCGUAUUCUUGCGGCUCUAAAGUCCCUGGAGACGGAUUACCUGCCUAAACUCAUGGGUCCUGCUGAAGUGAAUAGCACGUAUGCUAUGAUAGUGCGGACCGUGAAGGGAUUCUCGGAUCUACCAUAUACUAAGCAAACCUAUAUGGGGGCCAUUGGUGAGAAAAGAUAUGAAAUGGUGAUCACGAGUUUCCUGAAGAAUCUGAAAAACAUCACAGAAAGUAAAACAAAAGGGAAGCAGAGCGUUGAGAACCUGAAAGAGAUGUUGCGCCUCGAAAAGAUAAACUUUGCAUUCCAGGCUUCUAUGUUUCAAAAAGAAGAUUAUUGUCCCAACAAAUGUGGCGCCAUGUUUCAGUCUUUGAUAUGGUGUGACUACUGCAGUAAGCAGGUUCAACUUUGUAAGAAGAAGACCGAAGAAUGUGGGGAUCGUGUUGAGGAGAUCCAUGAACACGAAGCUUUAAACUUGAACUGUUUUCUCGAUUGGCACAAAGAAGCUGUUGGCCUCACGAACUACGUCUUUUACAGGGUUUGGGAGAACAAUUCUGAGACCGUGCUGUACAGCGGGAAGGAUCCAGUCUUUAAUAGGCCCUCCGCGUCUGUGAACGAUAGUGGCAAGUACCGCUGUGAGCUGGGCACUAUUUACAACAGGCCUUCCACGAUCAUUCAUUUUCUUGUCACAGUGUUACCCCGUGACCUGGAGGGCUGGAAGCCAACGGGUGAAUUCGCCCCGGCUAAGACGGAGGGGGGAAAGAUUACUUCCGUAACCCCGAGCCCAGAACCGGAGACCACGACUGUCAAGCACCAGGAGGUUAAGAGUAUGCUGAAAGGGCGCAUCUAUGGCCUGCUUAUCUGCUUACUUAUAAUCCUGAUAGCAGCCAUUAUCUUCUGGCUAGUCACUCGGAAAAGGAAGAAAACCAAACCAAAGUCCUCACAGGCCAGCAUUGAUAGUAAAAGUUCUAGGAUAUCCAGGAAAGCGUCUUCAAAAAUGCAGAAGAAAUAAAGAUUUGUCUUAUCUAA